GGAGAAAAGAGGAAAAAACGAUAAGGCAGGUUGCCUGCGGGACCAGACUGAGUGCUGAGUGAUCUGUGUGCUCAGCUUGCAUGGCCAUCAGCAAGUUGACUGGCUGAGGAGAGGCGGAGCAGGGCAGUGAUGUGACCGAAGAAGAGCCUUUGAUGGCGGAUGCAGCUGCUGCGUCACCGCAUCCGAGGUCAGCACAGCAGCACUCACUUUAAGAAUUCAAGAUCCACAGGAUGCAUGUGAUGUCAUGUGCUGUCUGUUCACACAGUCGCCCCCAUUCCCAUUUCGUCAGUCUGCCUGAUGCCGUCCUCUUCUCGUGCAUCGGCCGGCUUCUCGGCACGCACUCCGUCGUCGGCAGCCUCGGUCGUACGCACUCUCCGCUGCAUGCAGCCUCCCGCCACCCAGACAUGCACAUCGUCCUGUGCAUCAACAGCACCAAGCCAAUCCACCUCAGCUCACGGCAGGUGGGCGCCUGGGCUCACACCGUCUCACAGACCCACCACGCAGUGCUGAAUUGCCCGGUGACCGACGGCCUGGUUCUGCUCAUCGAGGCGACGCGCAAGAGCCUGGUGGUUCUGGAGGCUGACAGCGUGUGCCAUGUGUCGUGGCCGAGUGGCGAUGUCAAGGGCCUCCUCGUCUUCCCGAGGCUGCGGCGGGUGGCUUUGGGAGGUGCCUGGCUGCCAGUGGGGGAACACCGCCAAUGGGCAUCAAGGUAAGUAAGGGAGAGUAGGAGGAAGGCCGCCACAGGCACGCAGGCACAUCGGAGCCUUUGUGACCGUUUCUGCGUGUUGUAGGCCACGUGAGGUGUGCCUCCGCGACAGGAAGCGUCACCAAAUUUGCGGCGACAGCUUUGCGGAAGACACCCGAUUGGUGUGGGUGACGGGCAGCCGGUCACUCGAGGCCAUCACACUCAUCGACAAGUUCGGCUCGCCAAAGGGCUGGGGCGGGGCCGCCGUGCGGCAGCUGCUGCGGACGCCCUUCCCCCAGACGGCCCUCAGGGCACUCAAGGGCGUCAGCCUCGACGAGCCCAGCUCACAGCUGGCGAGUGUGUUAGCUGCCAACGGCGUCAAGCUGAGUGAGCUGUCGAUGGCCAUCACCGUGGCUGAGUUGGACACCGACAUGGUCAAGGUGAGAACAACGAGGGAGGGAGGGAGGGAGGGAGGGAGAGCAGGGCGUGUGAUGGCUGAUGUGGCCCAUGUGUGUGUGUUUCGUGUGUUUGUCAGGCCGUGCACACCAUCAGGGCGAGGUGUCUCGCGGUUGGGGCGAGGGAGGACUGGAGCAAGAGCAGCUUCGUCUUCCCAAUCUCGCUCAUGUGGGCGUUUUCCUCAGUCGAGUUGCGGCUGUACGAGCCCACCCUCAUUUUCCUGGCGGCCAUCGCCAAGAAGGCCGUCUUCCCGACCGGCCUGGCCAUCGCCGAGCAUCCCACCGGCUUCCUGCCCCUCUACAUCUACCGCCACAUGAUCAAGCUCUCCUUCUUCAAGGUGACGUGCCUUGCGAUGGAGGAUGGCGACGAUGAGUUCCUCGCCGAGCACAUCGCCUUGCCUGACGAGCUGCUGUCCGAACUGCCCCGACUUUUUCGCCACGUCACAUGUCUGGAUGUGGGUCGUGGGCUGCACACAAACAUGGGCACUGGGGCAGUGAGGAAGGCAAUCGAGUCGCUGCCCAAGCUGACAGAGAUCAGGCACACAGACCCAGAUCCUGACGUGUGUCUGCUUCCUUCGUGUCUGCUGGACUGUGGCUCCCACGGCACGCCCCUGCACAUCAAGGGCCGUUUUGGCCGCGACCCUUAUCAUCCUUUUUACGCACCCUGGAUGCUGUGGGGGCUGUGGGACAGUGCUCCAGAUCCACCAGCCAUUGCACCAGACCAGGGCGGCAUACGCUCACGGAUUCAGCGGAUCAGCGUAGAGAUGAGGAUGGCUUACGAUGAGGCUGAUGUGUGCGACAUGUCAGACAGUGAGAUCGGCGAGGAGAUCAGCUACGCGCACGCUACCUUCAGCUGCCCACUGUCUAUUAGCCAGGCCAUUGAGCAGCUGCCGAGCCUAGAGAGGAUCGUCGUUGAGUGCCCUGACUUCUCUGAGAGCGGCGUGACUGCCCGUGUGUGGAUGGAUGUCAUGUUUGACAAGGGCCUCAACGAAGGCAAGAGAACGCUCCGCCACGUGCUGCACAGCCACGGCUGGCAAGUGUGGUAUGCUGAGACGAAAGUAGAGUUUUGUCGCCGCUUGAGGGGCCAGAGGCCCAUCACGGAUUUCUUCCCGCGCCUGUAGAUGAGGGUGGAUGGAUGGCUGUGUACUGUCUACGCGACUGCUCUAAGUGCUAGCUUGAUGUCUGUAUUAGACAGUGAGGUCUCUGCCGGUCGUCACCCCUGCAUCAUGUCGCUGUGUGUCUAGGCUUCCACGGUGUCAUCCCCCUUGUCUCUCCCCUGUGGUGGGAGAAGCAGGGGCGAUGGCGACACGGAUGGCUGGACAUCACCACGACACGGAAGCGGACCGACCGACAGACAAGUGGAUAGACACCAUGACGUAUGGCUUGCUUGCCUUUAUUGACGGUGAUUGGAUGUGUGC
Vitrella brassicaformis is the source of this 2558-nucleotide messenger RNA. Lineage: Eukaryota; Vitrellaceae. The record is from the annotation of a GenBank genome assembly.